AUGGCAUUUGAACAGCGCAUUGAUACGCAUGCACACUUCCUGCCGCCAUUUUAUCGCCAAGCGUGUAUUGACGCAAAUUUCACACAGCCAGAUGGAAUGCCCAAAUUACCGGAAUGGCAUCUGGAAGGCCAUAUUGCUCUCAUGGACAAGUUGAAUAUCGCCAGGUCCAUCCUAUCAAUCAGUUCCCCUGGCACAUACCUCAUUGAGGGUAAAAAAGAGGACGCUCGCAAUCUAACACGGGCGUGCAACGAUUAUGCUGCUGGUUUGGUCUUGAAGCAUCCUUCUCGUCUGGCGCUUUGGGCCUCUUUACCUUUGCCAGACAUUGAAGGCAGUUUGGUAGAACUAUCGCAUGUAUUGGAUGGUUUAAAUGCCAAUGGCAUCACCCUUGAAACUAACCACCACGGGUUUUAUCUUGGUGAUUCCAUUUUUGAUCCUAUAUUCGAUGAGCUCAACCGACGCCAUGCAAAAGUUUUCAUUCAUCCGACCACUGCGUGCGUGCGACAAGGUCAAGACCAAUGCAUCUCGGUCCCUGCUACUCCAUUAACAAACUUUCCGAAUCCAGUAUUCGAAUUUCUCUUUGAUACUGCUCGGGCAGUCAUCAAUCUUUUCGUAUCGGGAACGAUCUCUCGGUGUCCGAACAUCACAUUCGUGAUACCACAUGCAGGCGGUGCUCUUCCUCCAUUAAUUGAGCGGUUCACUUCGUUUGGUCCAAUCAUAGGAGCAGGCUCACAUUUAACAAGUCUUUUUGUAAAGGAAACUUUCUCCAAGCAAUUCUAUUUUGACUUGGCCGGCUUCCCUUUUCCCGACCAGAUACAUGGCCUGUUAAAGUAUGUCAAGCCAGAAAGGCUGCUGUAUGGAACUGAUUAUCCUUUCACCCCUGAAGGCGUUGUCAUGAACCUCGCUAGUAUAAUGAGAACAGAGAUGGCUCUCAUUUGGAGCGAGCCCGAGAGGGAAGCAAUCCUCUACAAAAAUGCUACGAGACUGCUAUGA
Molecule: messenger RNA, 990 nt
Organism: Talaromyces rugulosus
Lineage: Eukaryota; Fungi; Ascomycota; Eurotiomycetes; Eurotiales; Trichocomaceae
Exons: 2
Coding region: 1-990 (329 amino acids)
Biological process (GO): secondary metabolic process
Cellular component (GO): cytoplasm; cytosol
Molecular function (GO): hydrolase activity; carboxy-lyase activity
Source: RefSeq, a predicted model, not a curated record